AUGAAGUUUUCCACAUUCCUUGCUGUAAGCUCGGCAUCCCUUGCCCUUGCAGUACCUGCAUCCCCUAUCCAGAAGCGCGCAGACUUCUGUGAUCAAUGGGGCUCUCAAGUUAAUGGCGCCUACACCACCUACAACAACCUCUGGGGCAAGGCUGAUGCUACUUCCGGAUCCCAGUGCACUGGAGUUGAUGGCCUCAGCGGCAAUACGCUCAAAUGGCAUACCUCGUGGUCAUGGGCUGGCGGUCAAGGAAAGGUCAAAUCCUUUGCCAAUGUAGUAACAAAGAUCAACAAGAAGUCCCUUGCAUCAAUCAAAUCCCUCCCUUCAGUCUGGAAGUGGACCUACACCGGCAACAACAUCAUCGCAGACGUAGCCUACGACCUCUUCACCUCGAGCACAGCCACCGGCAGCGAGGAAUACGAAGUCAUGAUCUGGCUUGCUGCCCUUGGCGGCGCCGGUCCCAUCUCCGCUACUGGCAGCCCUAUCGCUACCGUCACUCUUGCAGGCAACAGCUGGAAGCUGUACAAUGGCAAGAACGGCCAGAUGAGCGUGUUCAGCUUCGUCGCUGAGAAGCAAGUUCAGAACUUCAGUGGAGACCUCAUGGACUUUAUCAAGUACCUUACUUCCAAGCAAGGCCUUCCCAGCAGUCAGAUUCUGAUUAGCGCGGGUGCUGGUACUGAGCCUUUCUCUGGCAGCAACGCCAAACUUGUUACCAGCGCGUACAGCUUGGCCGAAAAUUAG
Molecule: messenger RNA, 738 nt
Organism: Bipolaris zeicola 26-R-13
Lineage: Eukaryota; Fungi; Ascomycota; Dothideomycetes; Pleosporales; Pleosporaceae
Product: glycoside hydrolase family 12 protein
Exons: 2
Coding region: 1-738 (245 amino acids)
Biological process (GO): polysaccharide catabolic process
Molecular function (GO): cellulase activity
Source: RefSeq, a predicted model, not a curated record